This is a messenger RNA of Rhopilema esculentum, 3117 nucleotides long. RefSeq names its product UPF0462 protein C4orf33 homolog. NCBI's taxonomy places the organism in Eukaryota, Metazoa, Cnidaria, Scyphozoa, Rhizostomeae, Rhizostomatidae. The record is from RefSeq and is a predicted model, not a curated record.
GCUGUUUAGAUGUAGUUUGCACAAAUGCACUACUCAGCCAAUUUAGAGAAUUGGAAAACAACUGAGAUGAAACUUUCUUAUAUUAUUGUUUGAGAUGAAGCCCAUGAAUAUUGAUGAAACUGCUUCCAUAGAUCAUCUCUUGCCUUUUCAAACUGCAUUUGGUUGCUGUGUUGAGUCAAAGGGAGUGACAUAUGCUAUACCGUCGCAGACUGCGAAUGCUCCUUUGCAGUGGCAGCUUGAGGUGCAUUUGCACAACCCUUUUUUCUUUGAGUUUCAUUUCAUUGCUAAUGAUGGGGAUUUUUUAUCAUCGGCAAAAUCACAUGUUUUCGUUUCCAGAGAUAAAAAAUAUGCAACAGUCGGAAUUACCCAUUGUUAAUUACGAGCCUUUUUGUGGACCGCAUACCUUUUACAGAUCGCUUCAGCUGAUGUCCAUUCCGAGCAAGACUGCACCUGAUAAUAGUUCCAUAUGUAGUGUCUCUUUGGUUGAUGAUUCUGUUUGCAGUGAUAUUUUUAUGAGAUACUAUCAGACCUUCCCUGUCGAAAAAUGUCAGUCUUCGCAAAUGGACUUUUGUAAAUUACUAGACCAUUCUUCCAUACAAUAUAGCAAUUUUCCUUUUAACUGCGACUUAGCAUCUUGCAGCAAGAAACAUACUGGGUCGUUUGCUAUUAUCAAUGCAUCUUCUGGCGCGUUGAUCAGGUACAAGUUCAAGAUUGAUGAUUUCGAUGCCAAACAUGUGGCAAAGGUUGCAGAUCAAGCUGUUGCUGAAAGAAAUCCCUUCAUGUUUUUUGAAUGCACUGACAGCGUUUCGCAAAAACACCACCGGCAGCUCUUGGUUCUUCCAUAUGUUUCUUAUCCGUCCCGGAGGUAUCAGAGUCGGAAGAGCUUUCACAUCAACAUCAAUAUGAUGUUGGUGGAUUCCGUUUCUAGACCGCAUUUUUACCGCUCUCUUCCAAAUACUGUCAGAUAUCUUGAGAAUUUGGCGUCAUCAGAUAAUGUAUCUGUGUUAGAUUUUGAGCUGUUCCAUAGCAUAAAAGAUCGAACAUAUGAAAAUCUGAAAGCUCUGUUUUCUGGAGAUGCUGUCAACUUUGGGGAAAAAUUUGAAGGCAUUGCUGAGCCCCCGUCACGUGUCAGAUUUGAGAAACUUUUUGAUCAAUUUAAAAGGAUUGGUUACGAAACGCUAUAUCAAGAAGACUUAUGCUGGGAGUACGACUGGGGUCUGAUUAAAGACACGGGUGUUUACAUGCAGCAUUUACCAAAAGGUGAAAGGUUUUCAGUAUUUAUGAAAGCCAUCAGGAAUAGUGGCAUUGACGACAUAGGCCUAAGUCACUCCAGUUGUGAGAUAUUUCGAAAUCUUGGCAUCAUUGAUCAGUUUAAUUUUCCAGAUAGUAUAUGUUAUGGUAAUAGGUACCAGCAUGAUUAUUUCUUAGAUUAUAUAGAAAGGGCUUUCAAGAAAAAGGGCAGGAAGCCUUUGUUUUCGUUUUUAAUUACAGACGUGGGUCAUGAAGGGACUGGGAAACGAAUACGAACACUGGAUGACUCGCUUGUGAGAUUUCUGUCUGCAGUAACGUCGUUAGAAGACACCAUUCAUAUCAUCUUUUCGGACCAUGGUAACUCUUAUGGACCGUUCUCGCGCACUUCAGAAGGUCUUUUCGAAAUAUACCAUCCUUUUAUGUUUAUGAUUAUACCAAAUAAGGUGUUUGCGAAAAUCGGGAAAUCGCGGAUGAAACACUUGAUGGAUAACCAGCGAAGACUCGUGACGAUACGCGAUUUGCGUAACACAUUGCUGCAGUUGCGGCAUAUAUCAAUUAGCCAUAAAAAUUCAACACACCAAUCAGCAUUAUCUUCAAUGCAAGGUUUGUUUCAACCUGUCUCUGCAGCAAGGCGAUGCGAUGAUCUCGGCCUCCUUCGCAACUCCCUUUGUUAUUGCCAGGGCUGGAGGAUGUCAUUACCUGUUAGUUCAGUCCAUUUUCUAAUGGCUGAGUACGCCCUUGCAGUGAUUAACAAAAAAAUAGUUAGAUCACAACUGAACAAAAAUGACAUCACGGUUGAAAAUGGCCGAGUUUGUCAACAGCUCGUAGGCACAAAUGUCACUAAUGUUUGGCAGAGAAAGGAAAAGGUAUCGGUUACCACUGGGUUUGAUGUUCAAGUACAGAGUGAUGACUCAUUUAGCAUUGUACUUUCAUCAGUAAUAGACGAUGGUAAUACUUUUAACUUUAAGAUAAAGUCGGUUGAGAGGCGGUCAAGUUAUGGCCGGUACCGGCCGUGUGCCAACCGUAAUGUCGCUUUGAAGUUCUGUGUUUGCUCACUAAAGAAGGCCGAGAAACUAAUUUCUAGUACUUUUCCAGGGUCGGCAUUUACAUCGAUGUUUGGUGUUAAUACGAUUUAUAAAAAGAUUUAUGGUGACUGUCUUUAUAUUCUGAGGCGCGUCUAUAAAGCAGGAGUUAUUUUCGAAGCAUCAAACGCUUGCUGGAAUACCUCUUAUACUGUGAAAUUAAGAUUAAAAUUGACAAACAUGAAACUAGCAGCAGAUAGGCAAAGAUUUCUUGUUCCAGCUGGUGCUUUUCGACAUCUAGCGGUUGUUGUCAUGGAUAAACCGGGUUUCGAAUGGCAAUAUGAAUACACCAUAGAGCUUUCUAAGUUAUCCUCCGAUUCAAAAACGAAGGGGUAAAUGCUCAUCCUUUAUGAUCAAGCGAGGACACGAUAAGCAGUAUUGUCAACGAGACUCCACAAUUCCUCGAUGUGUAUUUUCUUUCAAUUGAUGGGGGUACCAUUACUAGUAAGAUUUUCAGAGAGAAAACCAAAUGAAUCGCAAAUUGAUUAAAAUAAAUGAAGAAUACAAAAACUAUUUUUAAAUAAAACAUUUUAAUGUAUUUUUUAUACAAUUCUUAUACAAUUUUUUAUACACUUUUUAAAAUCCCGUAGCAACCUGUAUCAUUCAGCGUGUCACUUGUAGCUAUUUUUAUGCCAAUAUGAGUUGUCACUUUUCAGUAAGACGUAAUGAAUUGCCUGGUAUUAAUACCUUAAAAGCAUUUAACAGUUAUCUGUGUUAUUUAUCUAUGUAAUUACCGCCUGAAUUACUGAUGAAUCAUUUUUUGCAGUAAAUUAUUUCUAACACU